GGGAAAUCCUUCAGACAUUUUGGAUCAAAGCGGCGGAGCUGGACGCAGGAGGCAGCUCUCGGUUUCCCUGAGCUCCAGAGAAGAUGUCGACCAUGGUGUACCCGCGUGAGGAGAAGCUGGAGAAGCUCUCUCAGGAGGAGAUCAUCUCCAACACAAAGCUGGUGAUCCAGGGUCUGGAGGCUCUGAAGAACGAGCAUAACUCCAUCCUGCACAGCCUCCUGGAGACCAUCAAGUGCCUGAAGAAGGAUGAGGAGGCCAACCUGGUCCACGAGAAGUCCAGUCUGCUGCGCAAGUCUGUGGAGAUGAUCGAGCUGGGGCUGGGAGAAGCGCAGGUCAUGAUGGCUCUGUCCAACCACCUGAACGCGGUGGAGUCAGAAAAGCAGAAGUUACGUGCUCAGGUGCGGAGGCUGUGUCAGGAGAACCAGUGGCUGAGAGAUGAACUGGCCAACACUCAACAGAAGCUGCAGAAGAGCGAGCAGAGCGUGGCCCAACUGGAGGAGGAGAAGAAACAUCUGGAGUUUAUGAACCAGCUCAAGAAGUACGACGAAGAUGUCUCACCCACUCAGGAGGAGAAAGACAAGGAGACACCCAAGGACUCACUGGACGAUCUGUUCCCCAACGAUGAAGAGGAUCAGGGACAAGGAAUGCAGCACCAACACAACAGCGCAGCGGUGGCAGCAGCUCAGCAGGGAGGCUAUGAGAUCCCGGCCCGUCUCCGGACCCUCCAUAACCUGGUGAUCCAGUACGCCUCACAGGGACGCUACGAGGUGGCCGUGCCCCUCUGCAAACAGGCCCUGGAGGAUCUGGAGAAGACCUCUGGACACGACCACCCCGAUGUGGCUACCAUGCUCAACAUCUUGGCUCUGGUCUACAGAGACCAGAACAAAUACAAAGAGGCGGCCCAUCUGCUGAACGAUGCUCUGUCCAUCCGGGAGAAGACUCUGGGCAAAGACCACCCAGCGGUUGCUGCGACACUGAACAACCUGGCUGUGCUGUACGGAAAGAGAGGGAAAUACAAGGAAGCAGAGCCUUUGUGCAAGAGAGCUUUGGAGAUCAGAGAGAAGGUUUUGGGAAAGGACCACCCGGACGUGGCCAAACAGCUGAACAACCUGGCUCUGCUGUGCCAGAACCAGGGCAAGUACGAGGAGGUGGAGUACUACUACUGCCGCGCACUGGAGAUCUACGAGUGCAGGCUGGGACCAGACGACCCCAACGUGGCCAAGACCAAGAACAACCUGGCAUCCUGCUUCCUCAAACAGGGCAAAUACAAGGAGGCUGAGAUCCUCUACAAAGAGAUACUGACCCGCGCCCAUGAGAAGGAGUUUGGCUCUGUGGAUGAGAGCAGUGAUGAGCAGACAGUUCAAAAGUGGACCAUUUUCUAAGCAGUGUUUGACCAGAAGACCCAGAGCUACAGAAGAUAUAAUUAAAGAUUUCCUCUGCUUUUUUCCUGCAAUAGUUAAAUGUCCUCAGAAAAGUCAAGUUGAUGGUCAAUACAUGUAUAUAUUUUUAUCUUCAACUUUGGUUAAUUAAUGUUAAAUACGGUACUAACUUAUACAACAGUUCCUAGUUUCCGUUAACCUAGUUUAGACAAUGUCCCUGCCAUUUUUGUUUGUUUUUAAUAUAACAGUAGGUACUGAGGGGAAGUUAUCAUCCAUCUUGCGUAUUGUUGUUUAGUUCAUAGUUAAUGAUUCAUGAAGGGUUUACAUUAUGGUUUGUUCCAGUUUUUAAUUUCAAUAUUGAUUUACAGUUCAUCUUGUAAUUUCACUGUUAGGUCUUUUAUUUCAGAUGUAAUGUAUAUUUCACUCUUAAGCAUCUUAUUUUCAGUAUUGUUGUUUUUGAGCUGUAUAUUUUGGUUUA
Boleophthalmus pectinirostris (great blue-spotted mudskipper) is the source of this 1857-nucleotide messenger RNA. RefSeq names its product kinesin light chain 1. NCBI's taxonomy places the organism in Eukaryota, Metazoa, Chordata, Actinopteri, Gobiiformes, Gobiidae. The coding region runs from base 84 to 1382 and encodes 432 amino acids. The record is from RefSeq and is a predicted model, not a curated record. Gene Ontology annotation, biological process: microtubule-based movement. The transcript is spliced from 10 exons. Gene Ontology annotation, cellular component: cytoplasm; kinesin complex; membrane-bounded organelle. Gene Ontology annotation, molecular function: kinesin binding.